Microthlaspi erraticum is the source of this 657-nucleotide messenger RNA. NCBI's taxonomy places the organism in Eukaryota, Viridiplantae, Streptophyta, Magnoliopsida, Brassicales, Brassicaceae. The record is from the annotation of a GenBank genome assembly.
AUGAACGAACUUAAUGACCAGAGAUUAGGAUUACGAGCUCAAAAGCUGACCAUCACCGAGAAGCUAUCCCUUGGGAAAAGAAAGAUGGAAGACGCCAAGAAGAAUCCUACAUCUACAGUAUCCACUGGAUAUGCAUCUCAUUUUUCACAUCUAAACGGUAGUGUGACAUCUCCAGCAAAUAAUGUUUCUGUGACACAUCAGUGGCCUAGUAGUGGUGUUCACAGUGUUAAUACUAGUGGAAGCCAGAGACCUCAGAUGAUGUUUAAUGGUGCUUCUCAGGGCAAUCCAAUUCCUUCUUCAAACUAUUAUGCAGCAUCCUGGUCUCCUCAACCUCAAUCCACCAUAUCAUUCAGUACUGCACCAGAUAAGAAGGUGCAUGUUCAAAGUUCUGUCAGGGUAGCAGAUCCAAGCUUUAGGCCAUUCAUGUCUCAAACUCCGCAUGUUACAAAUCAGCCGAUGCAGAGAAGGCAUUAUGGUCAGGCUUCUUCGUUUGGAAACAAGCACAGUGAGAUCGCUAAGAUAGUCCAGAAAGUUCUGCAACCACUGGUUAAACAAUACCCUUUGUGGAAUCCACCUUCAAGAGAUUAUAUGAGCACAGCAUUGGAAUGCCAGAUGUGUGGAAUUAUCAUCAGUGAACUGCACUCUACUGGUUUGUGA